UCGAAGGCUGAAAUAUAUUUCUUUCAUCUAAAUUCGCUAAAUCAAAAUCAUGACGUGAGAACAAUAACCUCCAUUUGGAUGAAUUUUUCUUGUUCAAGUACAACAGGAAAAAGAACACUCUUGAGUGGGGACAUUCAUAUAAAGUGAAUCACUCCGUUUUUUCUUCAUUUCAUAGCAGUAUAUCGUGAUUGAAUUCUACUGUACGAAAGUUUUAAAAUGUCUGGACUCAGAUACCUUUGUUGUAUCCUUUUGUGUUCUGGAGUGUUAUCAGUUCCUAUCCUAGAGGAGCAAGAUUUUGGAGAGGGUGAAUUGACUAGAAGUAUAAGGUCUCCUACGCUUUUCAAGAAGAGACCUCUUCUUGGAGCCCUGCUGGGUGGCUUACACGGUGGAGAUGGUCACCAUGAAGGAAGCUAUGGAACCCACAUAACAAAUAUUAACAACUACGGGCCCCACGGUUCAUCAAACCACGGUCACGGUCAAGGAUCCGGUAGUUUCGCAGGAUCCUUCGCAGGAGGUCACGGUCCCAGUCAAAGCCAAAGUCAAUCAGCAUCUUUUGCCUUGGGGCCAUACUCCGCUUCUUUUUCUCAGAGUCAAUCGCAUAGCGGAGGAGGAAGUACCGGAGGAAUAUUUGACCACUUUGACUACUAGCAGAAUGUGAUAUUAGAAUAUAUAAAUAAGUAUUG
Messenger RNA from Leptinotarsa decemlineata (Colorado potato beetle), 683 nucleotides. RefSeq names its product glycine-rich cell wall structural protein 1.8-like. NCBI's taxonomy places the organism in Eukaryota, Metazoa, Arthropoda, Insecta, Coleoptera, Chrysomelidae. The record is from RefSeq and is a predicted model, not a curated record.